UUUGUGAACUUAAUAACCAAUUUAUUGCAGACUUUGAAGAGUGUGAAGCCAACGUUAGAACCACUUUUAGUUUGGGUUUGGAUUCAAGUUUAGAAGUAAGUGAAGAUAUUCGUGAACCUUUAGGUUUAGAAUUAGAUAAUAGUUGUAUGGGUUCGAACGUAAGUGAAGUUAAUACUGGAUCUACUUUUGGUCUGGAAUUAGAAUUGGAAGGUGGUAUGGAUCCGGAAGUAAGUGAAGAUAAUUCUGGGCCUGUCUUGGGGCUUGAAUUAG
This is a messenger RNA of Racocetra fulgida, 270 nucleotides long. The record is from the annotation of a GenBank genome assembly. Lineage: Eukaryota; Fungi; Glomeromycota; Glomeromycetes; Diversisporales; Gigasporaceae.